UGCUGCGGUCACACCAACAGCUACGUCACUGCUGUUAUCGUUGUAAUCAACAAAAAAAAAGGAAAAUAAACCAAACUAUAAGCGCCGCAGACUGAUCAAAAGCUCUCGCUUGGUUUGUAAUCAGCGCCCGACACUGCCAACAACAAAUGCCACCACUGUGACCUCGGGCGGGAGCAGGAGCAGCGCUGCCAUCGAAAACAAAGGCCAAAACAAAGGCCCCCAGCCAAAAAAAAGCAGAAAGUCAUUGGCAGGCAAUUAACCCGAAAACGGAGGGGCUGUUCUCGUCUCCUGGUGUCCACCCCCUCCUCCUCCUCCCACCGGGCAGUAGAUGCUGGUCGGCCUCAGCGACCAGCUAGCGAGGAUCAUGGAGAGCGUCUUCGAGGCGUACUUGGGCCCGGAGGGCGUCCUCGCCAGCGCAGUUGGCCAGGCGGUGGGCAGCGGCGAACCGGAGGAUAUUCCCCGCAGGAACACCAAUGUCUGGGUUCUGGGAAGGCGAUACAAUGCCAUUCAGGAGCUCGAGCUUAUCCGACGCGACAUUCAGUCCCGGCUGUGGUGCACCUACCGCCAUGGUUUUUCGCCAUUGGGAGAGGUCCAGCUCACCUCGGACAAGGGAUGGGGCUGCAUGCUCCGCUGUGGUCAGAUGGUCCUCGCCCAGGCGCUGAUUGACCUACAUUUGGGUCGCGACUGGUUCUGGACGUCAGAGUGCCGGGAUGCCACUUACCUCGAGAUUGUAAAACGAUUUGAAGACGUGAGGAAUAGCUUCUACUCCAUUCACCAGAUCGCCCUGACGGGAGAGUCCCAAAAUAAGGCUGUGGGCGAGUGGCUAGGACCGAAUACAGUAGCCCAGAUUCUCAAGAAACUAGUGCGUUUUGAUGACUGGAGCUCCCUGGCAGUUCACGUGGCCAUGGAUAGCACAGUAGUCCUGGAUGACGUGUACUCAUCCUGCCGCGAGGGUGACAACUGGAAGCCACUGCUGCUCAUCAUUCCCCUGCGCCUAGGCAUCACAGACAUUAACCCGCUUUAUGUGCCAGCCUUGAAGCGUUGCCUUGAAUUAGAUAGCAGCUGUGGCAUGAUCGGCGGCCGGCCCAACCAGGCUCUGUACUUCCUGGGCUACGUGGACGACGAGGUCCUGUACUUGGAUCCGCACACCACGCAAAGAACGGGUGUGGUGGGCCAGAAAACAGCUGCAGGAGAACAAGAAUACGACGAGACCUACCAUCAGAAGCACGCUGCUCGUUUGAGCUUCUCCGCCAUGGAUCCCUCGCUGGCGGUUUGUUUCCUUUGCAAAACCAGUGACAGUUUCGAGGCCCUGCUCACAAAGUUCAGGGAGGAGGUACUCAGCCUUUGCUCGCCGGCUCUCUUCGAGAUUAGCCAAGCGCGCGCCGUCGAUUGGGACACAACGGAGGACAUCGAUUGGCCCACCAUGCCGGAUAUCGAUUGGCCCGCGGGCACCUCGGACUCCGAUUCGUUUGCCAUAGUUGAAGAGAGCGGUAGAGACGGCGACGCCGGCUGCAGCGGCGCCAGUGGGAGCGCCUUCAUCUGAGAGGGCCGCUGGUGGAGCGCCUGCGCCGCAACAGAACCGAUGAAGCCCAACCAGGCGAAAGUGGAGCAGCCGAGGUGGACGAGGAAGAGGAGCAAAACCGAGAGGGAGCAGGAGGUCAAGCCCCCACUGCGGAUGCUGCGAAUGCAAUAAACUAAGGCUACAGUGCAUAAUUAGACGAGUGGUUGAGAUUUAGUUUUUAGUAUGUUUACGAUUUGUACGAAUGCGAUUCUUAGCGAUUCAUAAUGCUGCUUUAUUGUACGCGAUUGACUCCACGGGAGACAAUUAUUUAAAAACACACGUAGAGUGACACUUACUGACAGACACACUCGCUUUUUGAUGAUCAAUUAAACAUUUUUAUGCAACGUUGUACAUUGAAGACUCGAUGAGAUCGAUCGCCUUAGCCCAGUAUGUAUUUGUAUGUUUGUAUUCAUAAUAUUCAUAUUCGUUUCGUAUAUUCGUCUGUAUAUGCUCAAAAAUGGACCAACAACUAAAUACAUAAUACUUGGACUAUA
Drosophila rhopaloa is the source of this 2055-nucleotide messenger RNA. It is a transcript of the gene Atg4a, whose product is annotated as cysteine protease ATG4B. The record is from RefSeq and is a predicted model, not a curated record. Gene Ontology annotation, molecular function: protein-phosphatidylethanolamide deconjugating activity. Bases 329 to 1543 code for a protein of 404 amino acids. NCBI's taxonomy places the organism in Eukaryota, Metazoa, Arthropoda, Insecta, Diptera, Drosophilidae. The transcript has 5 exons.